AUGGCUUCAGAACAAACUGGAAACGCAAAACCAAUAAACAACGCAAAUAAAGAAGAACAAAUAAGAGAUGAUGCACCAAUAGAAAAUCAACUACAAGAACAACUAACUACAGAACAAAAUGCUAUGGAUUAUGACUCAACUCUAACAUCUAUUGCUUCAUCAUCAAAACCUGGAAUAUAUGAACGAUUAAAUCACGACAAACUAGCUAGUGAUAGUAGUCAAGAAGAACAACAAAAUUCAUGGUAUGAGAGAUUUAUUAUUGGUGAUGUUGUUAAGAAUUUUUCAGUUGCAUAUUUUGUAUCUGUUAUGGGUACUGGUAUAUCAUCAUCUUUAUUAUAUGAAUUUCCAUUUCCAGGUGAAUGGUUAAAAUAUUGUUCAUAUAUUAUGUUUGCCAUUUGUUGUAUACUAUUUUUGGGUAAUUGUACAUUAUUUAUACUAUCAUGUAUUUAUUUUCCUGGUAGAUUUAGGAGUUAUCAUUUAGAUCCUACAAAAGCUACAUAUAUGGGAGCUUUUUCAAUGGGGUAUAUAACGAUAGUUAAUUACAUAAAUUUAUUGGUGAAUGGUCAUCAUAUGUAUUUUGUUUGGACAUUAUGGUGGAUUGCAGUCUUCACAGCAGUUUAUACUUCUUUUUUGGUUGUUUAUUUAUCGUUUUUUUCAAAAUUAAAUAAAUCGGAAGUUGAUGCAAAAUUAAAUGCUACUUUAUUAUUACCAAUCGUUGCUAUUACAGUUUGCUCGUCAAGUGGCCAUGCUAUUGAAUUGGAUUUAUACACAACAAAUGAAACUGUAAUAACGAUGAUUGUGAGUUUAAUGUUAUGGUGUUUAUCUAUUUCAUUGGCUUAUAUGAUUAUGACUAUUUAUAUAUGGAGAUUAAUUGUUCAUAAAAUUCCACCAACUAAUCUAAUAUUUACAAGCUUUUUACCUGUUGGAUUCUUGGGUCAAUCUUCAUAUAGUAUUUAUUUAUUCGGAGUUCAUGUUAAUGAAUUAGUACCUCAUGAUUUAUUAUAUGGUAAAAUGUUAUUAUGCAUUGGUGGAUUUAUUGGAUUAUUCUUAUUGAGUUUUGGUUACUUUAUGACAUUUGUCGCAAUAGCUUCCAUCUUAUCAAAAAUUUCACCAUUUGCCAAACUUCCCAACUCAAAACAUACAAAUAGAUACGGUUUAUUAAAACAUCACAAGGGGUUUUGGGCAAUGACUUUUCCCAUGGGUACAAUGGCGUUAUCAAAUAUUGAAAUUGGUCGUGGAGGAGUUGGUGAUUAUCCAUUGUUAACAUUUAAAGUUAUGGGUUCUAUAUUCGCUGUUGCUUGUAUUUUGAUUACUAGUAGUUGUUGCAUUGGUGUUUUUCUUUAUAUGAUUAAGAAAAUUCGACAAGAAUUGAAUUACAAGUUUAAGAAAUUUGAACAUAAGAAAGAAACUGUAUAG
This is a messenger RNA of Lodderomyces jiufengensis, 1416 nucleotides long. RefSeq names its product Ssu1p (gene SSU1). Gene Ontology annotation, biological process: transmembrane transport; sulfite transmembrane transport. The transcript has a single exon. Gene Ontology annotation, cellular component: plasma membrane. Lineage: Eukaryota; Fungi; Ascomycota; Pichiomycetes; Serinales; Debaryomycetaceae. The record is from RefSeq and is a predicted model, not a curated record. Gene Ontology annotation, molecular function: sulfite transmembrane transporter activity. The coding region runs from base 1 to 1416 and encodes 471 amino acids.